Dendrobium catenatum is the source of this 1041-nucleotide messenger RNA. Its product is annotated as ribosomal RNA-processing protein 8. Gene Ontology annotation, cellular component: nucleolus. Gene Ontology annotation, molecular function: methyltransferase activity. The coding region runs from base 70 to 933 and encodes 287 amino acids. Lineage: Eukaryota; Viridiplantae; Streptophyta; Magnoliopsida; Asparagales; Orchidaceae. The record is from RefSeq and is a predicted model, not a curated record. The transcript is spliced from 9 exons.
ACCCUUACCUAAUUCCGCACUUAGGUCUCCACUGUAAAUUGCCGCGCUAGAGUCGACAACGAGUGCCGCAUGACGAAAGGCGCGGCGAAGAUGAACGGAAAAGAGAAAUACAGGCGCGGUAAACGUCGGAGAUCAUCCCAGAAGAAAGAGGAUGCACCCAAGGAGAAGACAGUGAAGGAUCUAUUACCUUCUUCGCCGUCGAAAAACCCAAAGUGGAGAAAGAAAUGCAAAUACGCUCCAGGCCCGAACCGGCCUAGUCUUCUGGAGAAGCUGAGACUUAGGUUAUCUGGUGGACAUUUUCGAAUGCUCAAUGAAAAGCUGUAUACAUGCAGUGGCAAUGAGGCAUUCCACUUCUUCAAGAAGGAGCCAGAACUUUUUGAUGUGUACCAUGCAGGAUAUCAAGAGCAGAUGUCAAGAUGGCCUGAACAACCGAUUAACAUCAUCAUUAAGUGGCUGAAAAGUCGUAGUUCUUCGUUGGUUGUUGCUGAUUUUGGCUGUGGGAAUGCAAGCCUUGCGAGAACCAUAGAAAAUAAAGUUUUCUCUAUUGAUCUUGUCUCAACUGACCCAUCAGUGAUUGCUUGUGACAUGUCUAAUACCCCUUUGGAGUCAAAAUCUGUCGAUGUUGCCGUCUUCUGUCUUUCUCUCAUGGGAAUCAACUACCACAGUUACUUGAAAGAAGCAAAUAGGGUCCUCAAGCCAUGCGGCUGGCUUUUGAUAGCAGAAGUAAGAAGCAGGUUUGAUCCAAACAAUGGAGGUGCUGAUCCAGAUAAAUUCUCUGAAGCUGUAAAGCAGCUUGGCUUCACAUUGAGCUCCAAGGACGUCACAAACAAGAUGUUUGUUCUCUUUUACUUCAAGAAAAGGGAGGGGGCUGCAUCGAUGCAUAAGGCAAUUGAUUGGCCAGAAUUGAAACCAUGCCUUUAUAAGCGGCGUUGAGCAGUGAGGCUUAGGCUUCAUUUGGGACAGUUUUUUUACUGCUUGUUAAAACAACUUCUUAGUAUAAAAAUUAAAAUUCUUAUAUUAAAAAACUGCUUUAAAAACUAA